AUGCUGACUCGUCGCUCCUUCCGAAUUGCUUCUCUCCUUUUAGCGAGCGCUGUUUUCUGGAUAUUUAUUCGAUUUCUGUCCGAGCAGGAGAUUUACUCGAUCCCGCAGACGGCCUUGAGUCUGCGUCAACAGAGCCCCCUACGCUCCCCCGACGCUUCACCGGGUGCGACGGACAGCGCCUCACCACUCUCAGACGAACUUGAAGCAACCCGCCAGCGCUGCGCGUCUCAUGGCUUCAAACCCUUCAUCCCCGCCGGCGCAGCCCGACGCAAGGUGUACGACUUGUUCAUGAUCAACUCGGAACUCGACUUUCUGGAGAUCCGCCUCGACACUCUCUACGACCACGUGGACUACUUUGUCAUUGUCGAGUCACCGCUCACCUUUCAGGGCAGAGAAAAGAACCUCACGAUCCGCGACAACUGGUCCAAGUUUGCGCGAUUCCACCCCAAGCUUAUAUACCACCAGCUCGAAUUCCCUGCCGACUUUGCACCCCGUCUCACCUGGGACUUUGAGGACCUCCAGCGCGACUCCAUGCUCACCCAAGUCUUUCCCAAACUAUCCGGCCAACAGGCCCCCAAUAGAGGGGACGUCAUCAUCGUCGCCGACGUCGACGAGAUCCCUCGCCCCGAAACAAUCACCAUCCUGCGAUCAUGUACAUUUCCUCGCCGACUGACCCUCCACUCCAGAUUCUACUACUACUCGUUUCAAUUCCUCCACGCCGGACCGGAAUGGCCCCAUCCACAGGCGACGUUUUACCAGGGCCCUGACGAAACCAUUACCCCUACGCACUUGCGCGUCGGCGACGGCGGCUCGUUUUUCCACCGAGAACUAUUCGAAAAGGGCGGCUUGAAAAACGCCUCGUGGCACUGUAGUAGUUGCUUUGCCACCAUUGAGCAGUUGUUGAACAAGAUGGCGAGCUUCUCGCACAUAUGGAUGAACGACGCCAAGUUUAGGGAUAGAGACAAGAUUGUGGAAUCCGUCCGGCAGGGCAAGGACCUGUGGGGGCGGAAAACGGACAAGUUUGUCAGGGUGGACGGCAAUGCCGAUGUGCCGGGGCUGCUGGGCAGAGAGGAAGGCAAGAGGUUUGGGUACAUGGUGAGCAGGGACGGCGACGGCGCCGGGUUCACGGACUAUCCAUAG
Messenger RNA from Metarhizium brunneum ARSEF 3297, 1140 nucleotides. RefSeq lists its product as uncharacterized. Gene Ontology annotation, molecular function: beta-1,4-mannosylglycoprotein 4-beta-N-acetylglucosaminyltransferase activity. The record is from RefSeq and is a predicted model, not a curated record. Gene Ontology annotation, biological process: protein N-linked glycosylation; N-acetylglucosamine metabolic process. NCBI's taxonomy places the organism in Eukaryota, Fungi, Ascomycota, Sordariomycetes, Hypocreales, Clavicipitaceae. Gene Ontology annotation, cellular component: membrane.